Messenger RNA from Anopheles nili, 1038 nucleotides. RefSeq names its product cytoplasmic dynein 2 light intermediate chain 1. The coding region runs from base 1 to 1038 and encodes 345 amino acids. Gene Ontology annotation, cellular component: axoneme; cytoplasmic dynein complex; ciliary basal body. The transcript has 2 exons. Lineage: Eukaryota; Metazoa; Arthropoda; Insecta; Diptera; Culicidae. Gene Ontology annotation, biological process: intraciliary retrograde transport; intraciliary transport involved in cilium assembly. The record is from RefSeq and is a predicted model, not a curated record. Gene Ontology annotation, molecular function: dynein heavy chain binding.
AUGAGUGAGUUAAACUCGAUGGAAGUGGAUACAACGGAAACAAUACAGGACAUUGCUAUCAAACUGGUGACGGAACAGCAAAAGAACGAUUCACGUAUGGCGGAUACCCCGAGCGAACGUACGUUGUUUGUUCUCGGUAGCAAAGGAGUUGGGAAGUCAACAUUAAUCAAUAGAUUUUUAGAUCGAGAUGAUGUGCCAAGACCAACGCUAGCGCUGGAAUACUCGUUUGGCCGCAGGACGGCCUCAGGACAGGGUGCACAAAAGAACAUAUGCAAUGUAUGGGAGCUGGGUAGUCUCGCAAACUCCAGUCAGUUGAUUGAAAUGCCCAUCCGAUCGCAUGGCUUGGGAACGUUCGCGAGCAUAAUAAUGCUGGAUCUCUCGCAACCCUCCCGUUUAUGGACGGAUCUUGAAAGCGUUCUCAAUGGGCUAAAACAAGCUGUAGCAAAGCAUGCAGCUCACGGACAGAUAGAAGAGAUGCAACUUCUAACUGUACAGCGCAUCGGCAAAGGACAUCCAGAUCUCAACACGCUGGAGCUAUUUCCGUUUCCAAUCGUCAUUAUUGGUGGAAAAUACGAUGUCUACCAGAAUUUAGAUUCUGAAGUACGCAAACACGUGUGCCGAUGCUUGCGAUCGAUUGCGCACACCUUGGGCGCUGCUUUGGUGUACUAUUCCUCGAAAAACUCUUCCUUGUCGAAACUUGCCCGUGACACAAUGAACCAUUUGGGUUUCGGAAGCCCAUCGAAUCCCUUCCGAGGUGCCGUUUUCGAUCAUUCGUCACCGUUGGCGAUUCCUUUCGGUGCCGACUCCUGGGAACGCAUUGGAGUAACGCCAAGCAAUUCGGAACGUAUCGGACAUAGCUUUAGCACUCAAAUCCCGCAGCUUCCUAUGGUGGAUGGUAGUGGUCUUCCUGACGACCCAGCAAAGGAUGUCGGGUUCAAGGAAUCCACGAUCGACGAGCUACGCUCUCAAAAGGACGACGAGCUUAUGUACGUGCUGAAGGAUACCGAAAUUCGAAUGAAGUUCGAAGUAGCUCAGUAA